AUGGGAGCAGCAUGCUCAUGCUUUAAAGAAACCCAGCUAGACUCAGAGCAACUUACUAUCAAAAAAGAAACUUCAAAUUCACGUUUAAAACAAGAGCAAGGCGCUUUUGUCAUUGAAAUACCUGCCUAUUUUUUCAAGCCUGCAGAAAUCAACAAUUCCCAUCUCUUAAUUUUGCAAUCUGUCCUAACUCCCCCCCCCCAUCCUUGAUCGAACGACUCGCCAUCGUUCGAUCAAGGAUGGGGUUAAAAAAAAUUUUUUUGGGAAAAAAAAUUUUUAUAUAUAUUUUUUUUUAUUUACUUUUAAAUAAGAGGGUUAAGGGUAUUUAAUAAUUAUUUUUACAGCAAAAAAUUUAAUUAAUUUCAUAAAAAUACCAAUUUUUAAUAUUUUGAUUUAUUAGUUACCCCUUUAAACUGUAUAAAUUUUAAUUUUGCUCCUUAUUAAAUUAAAUUUUUUUUUAAAAUUUUAAAAGAUCUCUAUAUUUUAUUAGAUCAUUAAUUUUUUAAGCCUAGAUUGAUGACUAAAUCACUUCGGAUGGUUGAUUUCGAAGCUUUCUGUCCUCUCAAAGUCCCUGAAAACAACUUCAUUAGGUGCAUCUUCCCAAGCUUUUGAUAACUAAUAUAUUUUUAUAUAUAUAUAAAAGUUGCAUGAUAUGAAAAUCGUUCGAUCAAGGAUGGGGGUUAAUUUCCCCAAUUUUUAGGAAUUUUUACAGUCAAUCGUUCGAUCAAGGAUGGGGGGGGGAGUAAGAGGUUAUCUUGAUCGUCGAGCAGUUAAAGAAAAAAUCAAGGCUAAUAGCACUCAAGUCAGGCUAAACUCUGGAUACACAAUGCAGCCUAGAAAUUCCGUUAUGGAAAUUCAUGGAGAACUUCCAAAUUAUUCAAACACUAUAACAGAAGCUAUAUAUAAAAAACUUGAGCCUUUUCAGUAUGAUGCUGAGUUCACUGAUAAUACUCCAAGGGUCAAAAAAGGCCCAGUUUUGCUCGAUAACGGAGCUAUUUAUAUAGGAGAGUGAAGUGAUAAAUGAGAAAGGCACGGAAAAGGAGUCCAAGUUUGGCCUGAUGGAUCAAAAUAUGAAGGUUACUGACUGCAUGAUAGAGCUAACGGAAAAGGAAGGCUGAUGCAUGGAGAUGGAGAUGUUUAUGAAGGAGACUGAGUUGAUGAUAAAGCACAUGGCUAUGGAGUUUAUAAACAUACUGAUGGCGCCACCUAUAAUGGCCAAUGAAAAGAUGAUAAACAGCAUGGGUUUGGCCUUGAAAUAUGGCCUGACGGAGCCAGAUAUGAAGGACAGUAUACUUAUGGCAGAAAAGAUGGGAAAGGCAAAUUCCAUUGGUCUGAUGGAAGCAAAUACUAUGGGGAGUUUAAAGAUAAUAAUAUUGAUGGAGAAGGAAUUUAUUCAUGAAUGGAUGGAAGAAGAUAUGAAGGAACCUGAAAAAACAAUAAAAUGGAUGGAUUUGGCACUUUUACGUGGGCUGAUGGAAGAUGUUAUAAAGGAGAGUAUGUAGAUGAUAAAAAACAAGGCAGGGGGUAUUUUUCGUGACCUGAUGGAAGAAAAUAUGAAGGAAGCUGAUAUAAUGGUAAACAGCAUGGACAUGGGGUUUACUCUACUGCUAAAGGGGAAAGAAAAGAAGGAGAAUGGCAAGAAGGAAAAAGACUGAAGUGGGUUGAAAAUUAA
Molecule: messenger RNA, 1669 nt
Organism: Blepharisma stoltei
Lineage: Eukaryota; Ciliophora; Heterotrichea; Heterotrichida; Blepharismidae
Source: the annotation of a GenBank genome assembly